Camellia sinensis is the source of this 1165-nucleotide messenger RNA. Its product is annotated as thioredoxin-like 2, chloroplastic. The record is from RefSeq and is a predicted model, not a curated record. NCBI's taxonomy places the organism in Eukaryota, Viridiplantae, Streptophyta, Magnoliopsida, Ericales, Theaceae. Gene Ontology annotation, biological process: cell redox homeostasis. Gene Ontology annotation, cellular component: chloroplast.
UAAUAUUUCUUUACCAGUUAACAAACACGGAGCAAAGAGAGAGAGAGAGAGAGAGAGAGAGAGUGUGUGUGAGAGAGAUAGAGGGGCUAUACUAUACACACCAUUCUUUCAUUCAUGGCAUUUUCUUUGUGUUUCAACUGAUAUACAUAUACUCUACACGAAUCUAUAUGCCCAUUUGUAUCCAAUUGCAUACACGAAAAUCUCUGCACUCUUUCUCUCUCCCGCUCAAUCUCGAUUGUCUCUGACUUCGAUGGCAGAUGUUGUUCGACUAUCUUUCAAUUCGCUUCGAUUCUCUUCUUCGGUGCUAAGUUCCUCCUCAUCCUUUAAUUCUCUGCAACAGGGUCUCCCUCCCAAUCAUAAUUCGUGUAAGAGAAUUUCUUCUACUACUACUGGAAUUGUUGCUCGCUUUGCCUCUAAACCCACCAAGCAAUUCGAUUCUUUCAAGGUACAUGCAACUGUUGCUGAAACUGAACAGCCGAAAUGGUGGGAAAAAAAUGCAGGACCAAACAUGGUUGAUGUUCAUUCUACACAGGAAUUUUUGAGUGCUUUAAGUCAAGCUGGAGAUAAAUUAGUUAUUGUUGAAUUUUAUGGUACUUGGUGUGCUUCUUGCCGAGCACUAUUUCCCAAGCUUUGCAAAACUGCUGCAGAGCACCCUGAAAUUUUGUUCCUUAAAGUCAAUUUUGACGAGAAUAAGCCGAUGUGCAAAAACUUGAAUGUAAAGGUGCUUCCUUAUUUCCACUUCUAUCGUGGAGCGGAUGGACAGUUGGAUUCCUUUUCUUGUUCACUUGCUAAGUUUAAAAAAAUAAAGGAUGCUAUUGAAUCGCACAACACUGCUCGUUGCAGCAUUGGUCCAAGUAAGGGUGUUGGAGAUCUUAACCUUGAAGCUUUAUCUGCUCCACAGAAGAUAUGAAAUGAGAAGAUUUUUAUUUUGAUUCAGGCUUCUGUCUAUAAUUUGCAUCCCCCCUUGUUUGUGGCCAUCAAAAGUGAUGUCUGAUAUAUUAUUUUGUAAGUUUUCAUUUUUCUUUGUGAACAAAGUAGUAACUAGACGAGCUUACACUACUGCUGCAUUCUUUGUCGUCGUCGUUCUACCUGUGAUGUAGAAUUCUUCUACUUUCAGAAUUCCCAUGAAAAUGAAAUUCCACCAGGCUGUGCCUAUUUUAUGAUA